ACUAGUAUUCAAAAAAUAACCAAGACGAACCUUCAUCGAAACUGCUCCAGCUGGAUACCCACUAUUUGACUUUAAUUUUUCAACGUUUAAAUCAUUUCAAUUGUUCAUCCAACAAUCUUGAAAUCUUGAUAAUAUUUUCUUCAAUUUCUACAUCAUAUUCUCUUUACAAUCAUCAAUCGAAUGAAUAUUCAUUCAUUCACUUCGAAUUCAAUUUUCCACACCAAUUUUCGAUCCUGAAAUCGCUGAUUUCACGGAGAAUUUGACGCAUUCAAUACCGAUUGUUGAUCUUCAGGGUUUAAUUUGAUUACCCUCGUGCCGAAUUUGGGUUUGAUGACUUGAAUUCCAGACACAGUUAGGGUUUGUAUACUCUGUUUUCCCCCAAUUCAUCCAAUCCUUUUAAAUUCAAAUUAAUUCGAUAAAAUUCGAGAAGAUUGUGAUUUGAUAUGGGUAGUACGGAUAUUGAGGGAGAUGAAUUGGAGGCUGAAUCAUCAUCUGCACGAGUACGUAAUCACAACAAUCAGGUGACCCCUUUCCGAACCCGAUAUCCGGGUUUAGUUAGAUUAAAAGCAUAUAUUUUUGAUGGGUUAGGUGAUUACUACAAUAAAGAUUGGGAUUUGUUAGAGGGUAAUGGGAAAGAAUUCUGUUGGUAUCAUGUCGAAAUCCCGAAAGGUAACCAAAAGCUUUCUCAAUCUGCACAAUAUUUGAUUGAUGUUUUGUGUCCACCGUUAAAGCUGCAAGAUAUUCUUGCAUUGAUUAGUAAUGGGCCUUAUUGUGGGCACGUUGAUGGGGCACUUGUGUUUCGGGUUAAUUCGCCUGGACCGCCUGCUAGCAAGUUUACGUUUAGGUUAGCUGCUCGGGUGACUGAGAAUUCGGUGAUUACUGUGUCGUUGGGUCGGGUGCCUCGGUUGGGGUUUUCGCCAAUGGGUCAGUCUUUGUUGUCUGAGAUCCCGAGUGUGGAGAGCCCGGGUAAUAAGCCUAGUGGGUCCCGGGAGAACGAUGGGUUUGUGAUUAAGGAGCAUGUUCUUGAUUUCUUGUUGACGAUGAAUCAUUCUGAGGAGGCGGAUAAUCCUGUUCCUAAGUCGGUUUCGAAUUUGGUUGUGCAUAUUGUGGAUACGCAUGUGGAUCAUCUCGAGGAUGUUGUUACCAAGCUUGAGAUUGAACUUGACUCGGUAGAAGUUGAUUUGGAUAAAGGUGGUUUUGCUUUGAAGAAACAAAUGCUUGACGAUAGAAGAUUUCCAAAAAUGCAUCUAGACUUGCAACGGCUCUUGCAGGUGAUUACACACGGAGAACAAGUGUUUCCACGAGUGAAGGAGAAAUGUUCCACAAAGGAUUGGUUUGCAGGUGAAGACAUAAAUUCAUUGGAAGAGUUGAUCAGAAGGUUGAGAAGGUUAAAGGAUAAUGUCGGUUUUAUCUCUAAUCGGGUCACUGCUGUUCAGGCCGGUCUUGACAGCUGGCAGGCUGAGCAAAUCAACCGAAAACUCUACUACCUAUCGUUUCUCUCCAUCAUAUUUCUUCCUCUUUCCAUCAUCACAGGAGUUUUCGGGAUGAACGUGGGAGGCGUUCCUUGGACGGGACAAAGAGAUCCAGCGCUAGCAGACGGUUUCAGAAACGUGAUGUUUGUUUGUUUGGGAACGUUAGGUCUCGUGCUUUUAUGUUUCCUGUUCCCGUUUCUUUACACCAAAAUAACGGCUUGGAGAAGACAAAGAACUAUAAAACGAAGUUGGUCUCUUAACCGGAGAUCUUUUCUUAAAAGAACCGUGCCUGAAGAACGAGGCGGGUACCUUCGGCUCUGACCCGAAUCAAGAUUUGAACCGUUUCGUGAUUGUUUUUUCUUGGUGUAAUGUUGUUCAUAGUUACUGCAUAACUUUGUUCGGUCUGAUUUGCCAUGAUCAAGCCUGUUUAGACCUGAUUGUAGCGUGGUAAGCACUUGAUUUGUUGAUUUUUUUUUUUUUUUCAUUUUUUGGUUAGUUGAUCCUUUGUAAAAUUGAAUGCAAACUCACCAUUGUAUACAUUCGAGUUUGUGGAAAUUUCAGUUAUUUAUAAUUGAAUUAA
Messenger RNA from Helianthus annuus (common sunflower), 2052 nucleotides. RefSeq lists its product as uncharacterized. The transcript has 4 exons. Gene Ontology annotation, molecular function: metal ion transmembrane transporter activity. Gene Ontology annotation, cellular component: membrane. Bases 444 to 1793 code for a protein of 449 amino acids. The record is from RefSeq and is a predicted model, not a curated record. NCBI's taxonomy places the organism in Eukaryota, Viridiplantae, Streptophyta, Magnoliopsida, Asterales, Asteraceae. Gene Ontology annotation, biological process: metal ion transport; transmembrane transport.